Molecule: messenger RNA, 1849 nt
Organism: Carica papaya (papaya)
Lineage: Eukaryota; Viridiplantae; Streptophyta; Magnoliopsida; Brassicales; Caricaceae
Product: heat stress transcription factor A-4c-like
Biological process (GO): cellular response to heat; regulation of transcription by RNA polymerase II
Cellular component (GO): nucleus
Molecular function (GO): DNA-binding transcription factor activity; RNA polymerase II cis-regulatory region sequence-specific DNA binding
Source: RefSeq, a predicted model, not a curated record
UCUGCAAUAAAUUUGGUUAUUGUAUUUUUUAUAUCAUCGUCUUUUGCCACCCCAAGAACCAUGCAUCAUCACAUCAGUUCAUUGAUAUUUCCUUCUGAAGAUCUGUAAACCCAGUUUCCACUGAUCAAAAACAAAUUCAUGGCUUCUGAAACCCAAGUUUGAGUAAAAUCAGGGUCAUGUUUCAGACCCAGGUUUCCAAAUCAGGAGAAGGAAACAAAAAAUCUCUCCUUUGAGAUGGUUUUUUAUUAGAGUUGGCAUCUUUGAUUUGAUCGUGUGAUUUUCAGGUCGUUUCCUAUUUGGGUAUUGGAAUUUAGCAAACCCAGUUUCCAUUGAUCAAAGACAAAUUCAUGGGUUCUGAAACCCAAGUUUCCCACGUUGGAGUUUGAGCAAAAUCAGUGUAACCUUUCAAACCCAGAUUCCCAAAUCAGGAGAGGGAAAGACAAAUCUCUCCUUUGAGAUGGUUUUUGAUUAAAGCUGGCAUCUUUGAUUGGAUCUUGUGAUUUUCAGGUUGUUUCCUAUCUGGGUAUUGGAAUUUAGCAAGAGUAUCUUGGUUUAGUUUACAGGUAUGGAUAGUUCACAAAGUAGUUCAAAUUCACCGCCGCCUUUUCUUCUAAAGACAUAUGAUAUGGUAGAUGAUCCAAUUACAAACGCUGUGGUAUCAUGGAGUCGAAAUGGUUGUAGUUUCAUUGUCUGGAAUCCACCAGAGUUUGCCAAAGACUUGCUGCCCAAGUAUUUCAAGCACAAUAAUUUUUCAAGCUUUGUGAGGCAGCUUAAUACUUAUGGAUUUAGGAAGAGUGAUCCAGAUCAAUGGGAGUUUUCCAAUGAGGAUUUCAUAAGAGGAGAGAGAGAGCUUCUCAAGAACAUUCACCGGCGUAAACCAGUUCAUAGUCAUUCUACUCAGAACCAGUCUAGUUCUUCUUCAUCAUUAACAGAAACAGAAAAGCAAGAAUUCGAAAGGGAAAUCAAUAGGUUGAAGCACGACAAGAACUCGCUUCAUUUGGAGCUACAAAAGCGUCAACGAGAGACCAAGGACUUCAAGUUACAAAGACAGUUAGCUCAUGAGCGCUUGCACAACUUGGAAUAUAGGCAGAGGCAAUUAACAUCCUUGUUAACUCAACUUAUGCAACAAUCACAACUUCAUAAUAAGAAGAGAAGGUUAUUCAAACUUGACGAAGACAUAAGUUUGAUUGUUCAUAAAGAAAACAUGGCUCCAAUUAAUGGUCUAAUAUUGGAUCCAGAAAGGAUUGAUAAAUUGGAAUCAUCCUUAAAAUUAUGGGAGAAUAUUUUGCUUGGAGCUGGCGAGACUCUUGCUGAUUAUAACACAAUUUCUCAGCUUUCGACAGUAACUGUUACGGAAUUGCAUACAUCUUCUGAAGAUAAUGCAUAUGGGGAACCUUGCUCGCCAAGUUUCCGUCCCUCCACCCUUCAUUUAAAAGAGGUCCAUUCUUCUCCGGAGCUCACAAGUUCUACAUGCGUUAUUGAUAGUCCUCCUACAUCGCCUAUUAUAAUCAACACUCGGCCAAAAUCUUUGGACACUGAUGUAAAUCCUAAUCUCACAAGUGAUUCUAUAGGAGAGGCUUUAAAUCCUCCUGCAACAACCAUGGUCAACGAUCACUUCUGGGAACAGUUUCUUACCGAGAUCCCUCAAUUAUAUGUUGAGCAGGAAAUCCAAUCUAGAGGUAGCAAUUAUGGAUGAGAGAUUGAAAUUGCAGGCAUUAGUAGUUGGUGUUUCAUAUAAGAGAGGAAAAAUGGUGGAUUAUUGAUAUUACUUGUUUGUUAGACAGCUUGUUGUAUAUAUUAAUUAAAUUAGUGGGUGUAGAUUUAGUUAAUAAUAGACAAAUUUUCUUAA